AUGGGCAGCGCACCAGAGCAGAGCAGGCUGUUUGAGCCCUUGAAGAUAGGCGACCAUACGCUCAGCAACCGCGUGGUAAUGGCACCUCUUACCAGAUUCCGCGCCGACGACAACCACGUUCAAUUACCUUUCGCCAAGGAGUACUACACGCAAAGAGCAGCGGGCUUCAAGGGAACACUCCUGAUCACAGAGGCCACCUUCAUCAGUCCUAAAGCAAGCGGUUACCCCAACGUCCCUGGCAUCUGGAACAAGCAGCAGAUUGCUGCAUGGAAAGAGAUUGUGGAGAGCGUGCACAAGGCAGGUGGGAUCAUCUACCUGCAGCUGUGGGCUUUGGGCAGGACAGCGAAUCCUGAGGUCAAAGAGAAGGAAGGUACGGGCGAUGUGGUCAGCUCCUCGGACACGCCGGAGAACAGCGAUAAGCCGGAGCCGCGGCCACUGAAGGAGGAGGAGAUUCAGGAGUAUAUCAAGGACUAUGCUACUGCUGCGAAGAACGCUGUAGAGGGUGCCGGCUUUGACGGUGUUGAGAUCCACGGUGCGAACGGGUACCUGAUCGACCAAUUUUCGCAGAGCGUCUGCAACCAGAGGACCGACAUGUGGGGUGGCAGCAUCGAGAACCGGUCACGCUUUGGGCUCGAGGUUGCAAAGGCAGUGGUUGAUGCCGUUGGCGCGAACAAGACCGGCAUCCGACUUUCGCCGUGGUCCACCUUCCAGGGCAUGAAAAUGCCGGAGAAGGAUAUUGUACCACAGUUCUCGCACUUGAUCAAAGGCCUGAAAGACCUUGACCUGGCGUACGUUCAUCUUGUCGAAUCAAGAAUAGCCGGGAACGCGGACAUUGAGGGCACCGAGAAGAACGAUGUUUUCAUGGACCUAUGGGCACCGAAGCCGUUCUUGCUCGCUGGCGGCUUCACUCCGUCUUCUGCUCGGGACGAUGUCGACAAGGCUUACAAGGACAAGGACAUUGCUAUCGUUUUCGGGCGGUACUUCAUCUCCAAUCCGGAUCUUGUGUAUCGGCUGCAGCACGACAUCGAGUUCACAAAGUACAACCGCGACACUUUCUACAUCCCGAAGAGCAAGGAGGGCUACAUCGAUUAUCCUUACUCCGAAGCGUGGCAAAAAGAGAAUUCCAAGCUCUGA
Messenger RNA from Saxophila tyrrhenica, 1134 nucleotides. RefSeq lists its product as uncharacterized. The record is from RefSeq and is a predicted model, not a curated record. Lineage: Eukaryota; Fungi; Ascomycota; Dothideomycetes; Mycosphaerellales; Extremaceae. The transcript has 2 exons. Gene Ontology annotation, molecular function: FMN binding; NADPH dehydrogenase activity. The coding region runs from base 1 to 1134 and encodes 377 amino acids.